This is a messenger RNA of Galleria mellonella (greater wax moth), 1801 nucleotides long. RefSeq names its product transmembrane protein 87A. Gene Ontology annotation, cellular component: Golgi apparatus; membrane. Gene Ontology annotation, biological process: retrograde transport, endosome to Golgi. The transcript has 11 exons. The record is from RefSeq and is a predicted model, not a curated record. The coding region runs from base 167 to 1759 and encodes 530 amino acids. Lineage: Eukaryota; Metazoa; Arthropoda; Insecta; Lepidoptera; Pyralidae.
GGCUAACUUUGUCGAAAAAAUGUCAAAAACCUGCUCAUCUUUCAGAGAUUAAUGCUGUUCUUUUUGUAAUAUUUAUAUUUUAAACGUAAAUUAUAAUGUUGUUUGAAAAUAUAUCACAAUUCCAGAAAUAAGUAUUAGAUAUUCCUUUACAAUUUCAAUUUCCAUAAUGUUACGACCGUUAUUUGUAUUAUUUUUGUGCGUCAAAAUGUCGCUAUGUUUUUCCGACAUCGGAAAGUGGAUUUUGCCGCUAAGUGGGGACAACUGCAGAUUUCAGCUAGCUAAGUCUCUUUUUAAGGAUUCUAAACUUAUUAUAAUGUUACACUGUGAUGUAGUAGAACCAACAAAUGUCACUGUAGAGUAUGUGUGGUCACCGACACCAUGCUCUCCGGACUAUUUCCAUUAUUUCGAACAGCAAGUAAUCGAUUGCUCACAUAGAACUCAACGGUCGGCACCAAACGAAAAUAACAACAACAAUGCGACAAUGGCACAUCAAGUAUUAACUGGAAAACGGGUGUUCACAUGCCACGGGAAGGAGUCGUUUAUACUAGAGGACGAUAAAAUUAAGUUGCCCGAUGAACCUUCAAAGAACACUCCUGCAGUCACCCAAUCGAAAGUGACUCCUCUCGUGGUUGUGGAAAAAGAAGGUGUAUAUGAACUUGAGAUGACUGUGCGUAGUGAGAAAAAAUACAACGUGACAGUCAGUGUUGAGAUGCUGGCGCCAUCUGGCUACUUGUCAGCCGCUAUGUGGCCUCUCCUGCCGUUCUUCGGCGUGAUGUGCGGCGUGUACGGCGCGGCGUGCGGCGGCUGGCUGCUGGCGUGCGCGCUGCGCUGGCGCGAGCUGCUGCGCAUCCAGUACUGGGUGGGCGGCGUCGCGCUGCUCGGCAUGCUCGACAGCGCCACCUACUACGCCGUCUACGCCGCCAUCAACCGCACCGGAUUCUUCAACGUGGAAGCGUAUAUGUUCGCAGAGUGGUUGUCUGUUGCUAAGAGGGCACUCGCUCGAAUGCUAGUCAUUAUUGUAUCGCUCGGAUUCGGAAUUGUAAAGCCGCGGCUGGGCCCGGCGCUGCAGCGCGUGGCGGGCGCGGGGCUGGCGUGGGGCGCGCUGGCGGCGCUGCUGGCGUGGCUGCGGCUGCGGCGCCGCGCCGCCGCGCGCGCGCUGCUGCUCGCCGAGGCGCCGCUCUCGCUGCUCGACAGCGCGCUCUGCUGGUGGGUGUUCGUCGCGCUCGCGCACACCAUGCGCACGCUGCAGCUGCGCAGAAAUACAAUCAAGCUCUCGUUGUACAGACACUUUACGAACACGCUGAUAUUCGCCGUGAUAUCAUCUGUCGUGUUCAUGUUGUACUCCAUAAAAUCCUACAGAGUCCUGCCUUGUAUCACAGAAUGGAAGGAGGUAUGGAUGGAUGAAGCAUACUGGCACAUCUUGUUCGCGAGCGUACUCAUCGUCAUCAUGAUCCUGUGGAGGCCCACAAAUAACAACCAGCGGUAUGCCUUCACGCCGCUUCUGGACAAUGCUGAUGACGAAGAUGAAGAGGAAGAGCAAUUCGUGAACGACGCGUACGGCGUCAAAAUGCGAGGCACCAGCAUCAACGCUGACAAUCCCCAAGAGGCGAGGGAGUCCGCCCAACCGGAACACAACAGCAACUCGCUAGAUUCUGAUCUCCGCUGGGUAGAAGAGAACAUACCCACCAGCACUCUACCGUUGUUAGAUUCAGACGAGGAAAUCAUUAACACAAAGUUCGAAGUAUCGAAGAUGCAGUAGUUACUUAAUUAUUGUUGUGUAUAAAGUAUGUAUGUCAUGUGA